CCCCAAUCGACAUGCCUCCCUCCAGCAUUCAGGAUUUUCUUUUCGAGCGCAUCGAAUUCUUUGCGCUGCGAAUUCCUUCAUCUAUCUUCCUCUGCGCCACUUCCGCGACCAUCGUUAUUUUGGGCUCACGCUACAAGCUCCAAAAUCCCAGCAAGGCCUCUUGCGUGCUUGACGAAGUGCUCACAUGGGUUGGUAACGCUGGUGUUAGACCAAGCGAGAACCUUUACCUUCACUGGCACCUCGCCGCGAUUUACGACGUCGCGACGAGAACAAGAGAUCCGAUGAUUCUUGACUCGUUCCCACAAGCCAUAUGCACCGCACAGAACACCACGCACGAGGGCCACCUGCUCGCAGACACCCUCGGCACAUACCGAUGCAUUUCGCACCAACACAUUACACCGCCAUUGGUGAUCCUGCCAGCAACGCUCAAUUGGCCCAACUUCGAUUCGUCCCUGCAUCCUUACCUCUCUGUCCUACAUUGGCUCAAUCGGCUUAUUCUUCUCGUCCCAAGGUACUUCGUCAUGCUCAAUGCAGAGACUGACGACCGAAGGAUAAUUUGGCUUGCCAUGUCGCUCGCCACAGCGGUACCUAUGUCGAUCGUGGAGCUCUCUGCCAACCAUCUCUGGGUCUUCUUCGGGCUCUACCUUCUCGUCUCCGAAGCUCCCAAGUCCCGUUCCUUGAGGUACUUGCCAAAGCACUACUCCAAAGCUUGGAAAAAGCGCAAGAUCUAUCUAUUCUUCUCUUUUUCGGGGAACGGGAUUUGUGUGACAAAGCUCACCGAAUAUCAAAGCUUCCAGCCUCAGAGAAGAAGGCUACUGCUGAGCGCCAUGAGCGACGGCUUCGGCAACUCAUGGAUGAUCUCUUAA
This is a messenger RNA of Acaromyces ingoldii, 866 nucleotides long. RefSeq lists its product as hypothetical. The record is from RefSeq and is a predicted model, not a curated record. Bases 12 to 866 code for a protein of 284 amino acids. Lineage: Eukaryota; Fungi; Basidiomycota; Exobasidiomycetes; Exobasidiales; Cryptobasidiaceae. The transcript is spliced from 5 exons.